CUCCGCCGCCUCCCUCCGCCGUCUCAACCGCCGUCAUGGAAGAAACCCUCGCCGCCGUCCUUUCCUACCUUCCGCCUCCCCCGAUCUCCCCCACCACAUCCUUGCCCUCCUCCGCCGCCUCCGAUGACGAGGACCGCAUCAGCUGCCUCCCCGACUUGCUCCUCCGCAACAUCAUCUCUCGCCUCCCCACCAAGGACGCGGCCCGCACCACCGCCUUCUCCUCCCGCUGGCGCAGCCUCUGGGCCUCCACUCCGCUCCACCUCGACGACGCUGGAAUGGCUCCUGCCGCCGUCACCGCCGCUCUGAACUCCCACCCGGGGCCGGUCGCCUCCGCCCGCCUCUCCUCCGAGCACCUCGCCUCCAUGGAACCCGACGUCCUCGACUCCUGGUUCGCCUCCCUCGCAUCCAAGAGCAUCGAGGUCCUCGUCGUCGUCAACGGCUCCUGGUCCGAAGAAUGCGAGUGGCGUCCUCCCCCCGGCCUCCUCGGAUGCGCCGCCCUCCGCCGCCUCUGGCUCGGCCUCUGUCAGUUCCCGGACACCUCCGGCCUCGCUCCGGCCUUCGUCAACCUGAAGGAGCUCGGGAUUGUCCAUUGCUCCACGCAGGACCGCGAGCUCCACGCUAUGCUCCCGCGCUGCCCCGACCUUGAGAGCCUCGCGAUCGUGCUCACACAGGACUACCCAAGGUACGUCCACAUCUGGUCAGGGAGCCUCCAGUCCGUGGUGGUGUGGAGGUCCAUGGUCAGAGAGGUGCACCUCGACGAUGCCCCCAACCUGGAGCGGUUGCUGUUGGAGCCGAUUGACGGCGCAUCUACUCACGUCAAGAUCAUUAAUGCGCCGAGGCUCAAAGUUUUUGGCUACUUCGAUGUUGGACUGCAUCAGCUCAAGAUCGGCCCCACUGUCAUCAAGGAUGGAAUAUGGAUGAAGGUGAAACCAAAUGCGAUGGUUCGAACCCUGAGGACAUUGGCACUGAAGGUGCAGUUUGGAGUCCAGGAGCAAGUGAAGCUAGUGCCCCUCUUGCUUAAGUGCUUCCCAUGCCUAGAAACCUUGUACAUCAAGUCGUCUCCUUCUGAAUCACCAAGCAAUGUUGAUGUGGACUUCUGGGAACAAGUAGGCCACACUGAAUGUGUUACUUCACAUAUCAAGAAGUUUGUCUUCCAAGAUGCCCGAGGAGAGGACACGGAGCUGGCAUUUGUAAAGUUUAUCAUGGAAAGAGCCCAAAUGUUGGAGGAGAUGCGUGUUCUCGUGGAUGACGGUUGCUCUAGAGAUCUUGUGCUAAGUCGUUUAUCUUCAGAAGGGUGUGUUUCUGCAGAUGCUAGUGUGGUGGUGGAGAAGCAAGACGUGUCACAUUCUUGGAGCUUCCAAAGAGCUAGUGACAUGUCUCAGGGUGACCCCUUUGAGUGCUGAACUUCGAGGUGUUUGUAUUAGCUCUUCCACUUGCGAUAGAAGACUGCCACUGCAUGGACAAACUUUGUUCAUCUUGGACCAUCCAGAUGAAGGACUUCAUCAAAUCAAUUAAGAGCUAGAUCUUUUGAAGGACUAGUCAUUUCAAUCUCUUCUCGUGAACCUUAUGCUGUGUGUGCCGUUUAUGUUGUACGAUGGAUUUAGUUUGUGUUAUCCAUACUCCUUCUGUGUUUAACUCAAUUAUUUCCCCUUUCAAAUACGGAGUAAUUUUAAGGGUACAGGUUGACAUGUGUAACUGUAUUUUUUGUUCCCCCUUUUGUGGUUCCUGGCUUGAUAUGG
Lolium rigidum is the source of this 1739-nucleotide messenger RNA. RefSeq names its product F-box/FBD/LRR-repeat protein At1g13570-like. The transcript is spliced from 4 exons. NCBI's taxonomy places the organism in Eukaryota, Viridiplantae, Streptophyta, Magnoliopsida, Poales, Poaceae. The record is from RefSeq and is a predicted model, not a curated record. Gene Ontology annotation, molecular function: protein binding. The coding region runs from base 36 to 1403 and encodes 455 amino acids.